Molecule: messenger RNA, 2655 nt
Organism: Astrephomene gubernaculifera
Lineage: Eukaryota; Viridiplantae; Chlorophyta; Chlorophyceae; Chlamydomonadales; Astrephomenaceae
Source: the annotation of a GenBank genome assembly
GAGGAGGAGCAGGAGGGGCGGUGGAGGCGGCAGAGGAGGCGUCAGCAUCAGCGGAGGCGGCUUUAGGGUGGUUUCGGAGGAGGAGCGAAUACCGUGGGAGGAGGUUGUCGAGGACGCUGAGGAGGUGGUGACCGCGGUGGUGGCUACUCCGGGCUACCUGGCAAUGCUAUCGGAGACCGGUCGACUGCGGCUGUACGGAAUCCUGCCGCGGCAGCCAAUCGGUGAAUGACUGGUGCUGGCUUACGUUUUCCUCUGCGAUGCGAGGAAGUGCUCUUCUUUAGCAUAGCGCUGCACGCCCCACAUAUGCGUGAUGUGCGUGAAGGGAAGUACUGCGCAUCAUUGGCACUUAUUUGCACAAUAACCGACUAUUAAGGUCAAUCCUUUUUUGUGAAUUCGUUUACUGUUUGGAACGUGCAGAUACUGGCUUGUCGCUUAACGAUAUUGGCGCGUUUGCGCGCCAACUUCCUAAGCCUGCGCAAAGGAACUUUGGUAGAGCUACAAUUGUUUCAAGGUUAUGGCUGAACCUUUAGUUUCAGGGGCCCGGCCCGCUGGGCCCGAAAUUAAACGCAAGCGGGUGAAGGACAAGGGUGAUGACUUAGGAAUCCUUGCGGUGCGGGCUGACCUGGGCUAUUCAGGGCCUGUAAAUUGGCCAAACUUUGAUCCCGAUGCACCGAUCUAUGGGGCACGGAGCCGAGCAGCCGGGUCCGUAUCCAGGGCGCAUGGCCACCUGGUGGCGGGCCCCGCUGCUAUGCUACCAACUUUCACACCAAGAAAUCACUACCUUUCCACGCCACACGAGCAGGACGUCAUCGUAAACCGCGAGCAAUUCCUCACCGACCAGUGCAACUGGCUGCAGUCCACGCAGCCGGGCACCUAUGUGCCUCGAGACGUGCUCCUCCGCCUGCUCUCACAGGACAUCCGCGCAAACACGGAGCGCGACCCCGCAUUUGGCAGCUCCAAAUUCAGCUGGAGCGAUCUUAACGCUGCUUACGCGUCUGGUUAUCCCUCUUACGAGGCCGCAGCUGCGGAGCUGGCAGGCAACCGAACAGCUGCCCUGACGCUGCCGGGCGGCAUGACGGUGGUGUUCUCAGCGACGGGGCAGAUUGGCGAGGUUCUGUCAUUGACGCUGCUACGAGCUGCGCCGACUGGAGGCUCCGAAACCCACAUGCCGCCGGCGCCUGCGCCUGCUUGUGGAGGGGCGCCUGCGCCUGCACCUGCGUCGGGGACAGCUGCAGCCGCAGCGGCACCGCCCCGCUUGCAGGCCUACCCCGCCGCCCAACUCUCGCUCAACAAGUCCAUCUGGCAGAUUGAGCUCAAGGAGCACCGAGCGCCCGCACCGCUGCGGCCUACCGCUGGGGUCGGGACCGCUGCUGCUGCUGGGGCUUGGGCUGGGGCGCCGACUGGGACCGCUGCUGCUGGGGCCGGAGGUAAAGCCCACGCCCACCCAUCGCAUGACGGUGCUGCUGCUGCUGCUGCUGCUGCUGCUGCUGGGCGGGAGGAGGGGGAGGAGCGCUGCCUCGCCCCCCCCGCGGUGUGGGUGGCGGUGCGGUGCAACUACUGUGUGAAUGUGCUGCUGGCGCACCAGGUGGACCCGCAGGACUGGCGCAGCUGGCGUCUGGAGUGGCGCGCCAGCCACCUCACACCGCGCCUCACCGCACACAUCUGCUGGAACCCCCACCUGCCCGAACUGGCUCUCGUGACCGCCGACGGAGCCGUCGCCAUCGCCUCCACGCAUGCUGCAGCCGGCGGCGACGCCGCCUCGCUCCGCCAGCUAGAUGUACGGCAGGUGCUGCGGCCCAUGCACCCGCAGCACAAGCCGGUCGAGGGGGAGAAAAUGCGAAAGAGGAAGGGGCCGUACACGUACUGGCGGAUGCAGGGGGACCAGCCCAUGGCGCUGGUGCUGGGGUCGGGGCGGCUGAGGGUGGCGUACGGUGGGUGUACGACGGUGGGGGCGUGUGUGUGUGUAGUUGAGUAGAAACAAGAGCAAGCAGUUGGGAUAGGUUCGCAUGUGAACCGCGAGUAUAGUCAAAACAGAGGCAAAGCAGAGAUUAACAAACCUGAAACGUAACUCAAUAACUGCUUAAAACGCGGGUGCUGGAUGUAAGAAGAGUGGCGGGUUGACGACGCAUGUCGGUGAUGCUGAUGGUGUCGGGAAAACUAAUUACUGCUGAGUACCUAGCCCGCUGACCAACUCGACGCCGGGAGCCCCCGCUCUGGUCACGCAGACGAGACACCACAAUGCUGUGCAUGCGUGCGUGCAAACGCGCAUUGCGUACCUGCGAGCAAAAGCGCCGUAGUCAGCACCAGUACCAGCAGCUGCAGUAAUGCGAGUAAUGCCAUGCGCAGGAACAUGAACCAGAGCGAGGAAAAGGGGGACAGAGUUAGAGACAAAAUGGACCUAGAUCGAAGUGCGAAAUGUACGGCAAAGCAGGAUGGCAUGUGAGACAGGACGAACGCAAGCACAACACAACAUGAAUGCAAAUGCAGAAAACAAAGACAACACAACCGGCGCGAGUGGUCGAGCAGGCACUGAGCUGUGGCUGCAGCGGUCAGCUGAACCGCACUGAGAAGUAGCGUUGUCUAAGAUGGGGGCGUGUGUGUGUGUGUUAAGAUAACUGGCCGCGAAGAGAAACGUACUGUGAUUGCCGAAACGGG